Molecule: messenger RNA, 1597 nt
Organism: Stomoxys calcitrans (stable fly)
Lineage: Eukaryota; Metazoa; Arthropoda; Insecta; Diptera; Muscidae
Product: aladin
Exons: 6
Coding region: 70-1527 (485 amino acids)
Biological process (GO): nucleocytoplasmic transport
Cellular component (GO): nuclear pore
Molecular function (GO): protein binding
Source: RefSeq, a predicted model, not a curated record
AAGCAGAUGCUUCAUUUUAAUUUUAACCGGCGAAAUUGAUCAGAGGAUUGCUGUAUUCAAUUCUUCGCAAUGGUUUCCCUCCAAGAUAUGUCCACAAUUCACUCUCCGGGAUCUCCACCGAGAAUGUGUGAACGAACAGGACGCCUGUGUGCUUUGCCACAGCGCGAGAUAUAUAGUACUACUCAAAGGCUGGAUUAUUAUCCCGAAAUUAAUAUAAAUUGCGAUGCUUUUAAUAGUGCAUCCAUAGCGGGAUCAUCUCUGGCUUCAGCCAAAUGUGCCGACUCUUGGCGCAAUGUUCUUGUGCCUGUAAAUGAGGGUGUCUUAAAGCGUAUCAUACGCACUUUCUUUGAAAGUGGAUUUGCAGAGGCUCUCAACGAGGCCAGAGAUACACAAGUGGCUGGUGGAAAUGCAAUGAUUUCAUCUGUAGCGGAGUACACUUUUCAAACAAUUGAGUUUUUGAAACGUGUAAAAUCUAAAAUUUUUCCUCAUAUGAAGGAGCAGGGUAUAUCAUCUAUAGCACGUCACUCGGAAACAAGGGACUGGAUACGUUCAUAUAUAAGAUGUAUAGUAUGGCAUCCAAAUUGUUUUAAGAUUGCUGUGGCUGGCAUGGAUGAUAUCGUGCGAAUUUACACAGAUGAACCAGCUAUAGUGCCGGUUUUGAAGAGUGCUUCUCAAAAAUGGAUUACUUGCAUGGCUUGGCGUCCUUAUACCGCCGCAGAAUUAGCUGUAGGUUGCCAAAAGGGCAUUUGCCUUUGGACCAUGGAUAAUAAUAUGCAUAUAACCCGUUCAACAUCACAAGCUAUUUUUCUUAAACAUCCCAAUCAUUGCCCUAUUACUUCGGUGCAGUGGAACUCUGAUGGUACCCUCUUGGCUUCAGCUUCUAUUGGCGAUACAGAUGUUAUUAUAUGGGAUGCAGAUAAAAUGCAAAAUACUGCCCUUAAACGAGUUGGUCCUCCAUGCUCUUUGUUAAAAUGGUCUCCCAAUAGUUCGUGUCUGUUUUCCUCGACCGUCACAAAUGUCUUUCGUGUGUGGGCAUGUGAAAACAAAUGGCAACCGGAACGUUGGACUAUAACGCAUGGAAGCAUACAAUCAGCAUGUUGGUCACCUUGUGGAGGAUUUCUUUUGUUUGUUACAUCUGAAGAGCCCAUAUUAUAUCGUUUGCAAUUCUUUGAGGAGCAAUUGUUCAAAAAUGGCUCAUCUCCCAAACAAGCUUUGCCCAUAGCCGAUCUAAGUAAAAUCACUGUAGACAAUCGUGAAGUUGGAGGUCAUCCCCAAUGUGUUGCCUGGGAUCCCAAUGGCCACUUUUUGGCCAUAACCUUUAAGGAUACACCUUGUAUAGCUAUCUUCACGACGUGCAUACAAAAGUUCAAUCUAUCCAUAUCACCCUCGUGUUUCUUGGCUGGCAAUGGCAAUGAGUAUCCCUCGUAUAUAUGCUUUCAAAGCAAACAUCGCAAAAACUCGGACACCGUAUUAACCAUAGGCUGGUCCAGUGGGCGUAUACAAUAUUUUCCCUUUGGAAAUAUGUAGUAAAACAAAAUCUGUUAAUAAUUUAUUUUUUUUAGGUACAUAAAUAUAAGUUGUUUUGUAUUAUUGAAAA